AUGUUGAUCUCGCGCUUUCUCUGCCUGAUGGCUGCGCCGCUGGUGGCCCGGGCUGCAGACACCUCAUCACACCGGGUCACCUCAGUUUUUAUUGACACUGUCUCGGGGUACGACGAGCUGUCGACCUGUGCCGAGGAAGUCCUGUCGACGAUCGUACGAGCGCAGUACAGUGGUUGCGGGGACAAAGGCGCGGUGACAAGCUACACAUGUUUCUGCACGGAUUCGAGCUCAGAGAUGAGCUCGAUGAUCACAAAUGCUGUCUCACUGUCUUGCGACUCUUCUGUUGUCUCCGCCCAGGCUUCAAGUGCGAUUGACGUGUUCGAUGCGUACUGUGCUAUCGGCGUCCCAGAUGAUCUAGUGGAGACGACGACGACGGGUGGUACGUAUCAUUUGAUAGGAGCCAGAGCUGCAGAAUGUAAGAGGUCUUGUACUGACCCCAGGAAUGACAGCUUCCACAGCAAGCGCAACAGGAACUGCAACGCCAGCGGCCACGGCGUCGACAACUGCGGCAUCGGCGACUUCAGCGACUUCGGCCACCGCUUCUUCUUCUUCAACUUCAACGUCCACGCCCAGCACGUCAACGAGCCACUCGAAGGUCCUGGCCUCCUCUGGUGCCGCCGCCGCCGCCGACAUUUGCAGCAGAGAUCCGAGAAGCGACAGCAGUUGGAGUCGACGUCUCAGGCGACGGGUAUGGGCAGUUCGAGGCCCGAGUUCAAAUGGCCGACCCGGAUCGCAGGCACGCAGGAGCUGCCGACGCAGUAUCACAGCCACGAGAUGCCGGCCCAGGAAUUUAUCACCUCACCCACCAGCUCGGACUUCCAUAUAUCGCCAUUACCAGUCACGCCGGCCUAUCAACAACAACAGUCUGUUUAUCAGGUUCAGUCAGAGAAGCACCCACAUCAACAUCAUGAGUAUUACAAGCCGUCUAAAGAGGCUCACCAACAGCAGGAACCGCAAGAAUUGCCCGCGUCGUCAGAGCUGUCAAUCGAGAACCGGCACGAGCUGGAAGGGAGCCUCAGCCCCCAAACACCAAGCGCUCGCUUCUCGUAUCAGCCGUACGAAAAGUGA
Molecule: messenger RNA, 1068 nt
Organism: Diaporthe amygdali
Lineage: Eukaryota; Fungi; Ascomycota; Sordariomycetes; Diaporthales; Diaporthaceae
Exons: 2
Coding region: 1-1068 (355 amino acids)
Source: RefSeq, a predicted model, not a curated record